Molecule: messenger RNA, 3227 nt
Organism: Austrofundulus limnaeus
Lineage: Eukaryota; Metazoa; Chordata; Actinopteri; Cyprinodontiformes; Rivulidae
Gene: vax1
Product: ventral anterior homeobox 1
Exons: 3
Coding region: 651-1592 (313 amino acids)
Biological process (GO): neuron differentiation; brain development; regulation of transcription by RNA polymerase II
Cellular component (GO): nucleus
Molecular function (GO): RNA polymerase II cis-regulatory region sequence-specific DNA binding; DNA-binding transcription factor activity, RNA polymerase II-specific
Source: RefSeq, a predicted model, not a curated record
UGCUUAAAGUCAGGGGGAAAAUGUCUGCCCGCAUUCUGCAGAUGGAGGAAUGAAGCACCUGGGAACUUUUUUCGUCUCUGGAAGACUCGUACCUCUGUGAUUGUGUGCGUGCAGGAAGGCUUGGUUGCAAGACAAGACCAAUCAUUUGUCUUGAUUCCAUGGGCUGAGAGCAGGCAAACUGAGGGGGACGGGACGAGCAAACCCCUCUAUCAAGACCUGAUCUAUUUCCACAAACAAUUUAGUAUAUUCAUGAGGUUACGCAAAUGUGGAGGCAGCAAAAUUACCGUAAUCAGUUGAAACAGCGAGUGCGCAUCCAUGGCUAUGAUUAUUUGGAGAUCAUCUAUCAGCACGAUGUCUAUGUAACGAGGAAAGGGGUGCAUUGAAUUACUGUUGAGUUUCACUGAGAAGUCCAUGAUCAUUGGGCAAGGGAGUUUGGUCAGUGACAAUAAGGCUCCGUGGUGGGGUGACAAAGUAUUUUAGCAAACAUUAGGUAGCUGACUCUGGUUUGUUGAAAGGUGCUGUUUUGAAACGAAAACUUACACCGUUCAGACGAUCCCCAGUACGGCAUUCUCUGUAAUCUCCUUUUCUUUCACCUGACAAAAGGAAAAACAGAGGCGGCAGAGCCGCAAGUCUGAGAGGAUAAACUGAGCAUGGAGGUCAGGUACAACCAAGAAACCGAAGCCAUGGUGCUGAAGAACGGAAUAAAGGAAGGGAAGGACGGCAAAGAUUCCCAGGGCAGCUUGUCGAAAAGCUUCCUGAAGGAACAGCAGGACUCCUUUUCCUCUUCUGGGACCAUCGAGAACUGCGAGAAGAACAGGGGGAGCGCGGGGGACCCGGACUACUGCCGGAGGAUUCUUGUCCGAGAUGCUAAAGGUUCAAUCCGAGAGAUCAUUUUGCCAAAAGGUUUGGAUUUGGACCGACCCAAACGGACCCGCACGUCCUUCACCGCAGAGCAGCUCUACCGUUUGGAGAUGGAGUUUCAGAGGUGCCAGUAUGUGGUUGGAAGAGAGCGGACAGAACUGGCCCGUCAGCUCAACCUGUCUGAAACUCAGGUCAAAGUCUGGUUCCAGAACCGCCGUACCAAGCAGAAGAAGGACCAAGGGAAGGACUCGGAGUUGCGUUCCGUGGUGUCGGAAACGGCGGCGACCUGUAGCGUCCUCAGACUUCUGGAGCAGGGGCGGCUGCUGACGCCCCCGGGCCUGCCGGGCCUCCUGCCGCACUGCGGCGGGGGCACCCUGGGCACGGCCCUGCGCCCUCCCUCCAUGGCCAUGUCCGGCAACGGCGGCAGCGGCGGCAACAGCGGAGGCAGCGGCAGCACGGCGGGCGGCAGCCCUCCGCUGCCCGCCGUCACCAGCUCAGGGACAGUGGCGGGCCUGCAGAGCUCACCGGCCGCUCACGGCCUUUUCAGCUUCCCCAUGCCGUCCAUACUCAGCGGCGUCGCCACCCGUAUUUCAUCUAACCCUCUCUCCAUGGCUGGCUCGCUGGCUGGCAACCUGCAGGAACUUUCUGCACGGUACCUGAGCUCCUCCGCCUUUGAGCCUUACUCACGGACCAAUGGCAAAGAAUCCAUGGACAAGAAAGUUUUGGAAUGACUGUCAUUUUUAUUUUUUAAAUUCCUAGUACGGAUUCCUGUUGCCUCUGGAUGCGUUUGAGUUGUUUUCUUUGUUGUUACUGUCUUUGUUUGGUUUUGCCAAGUGUCUGUCAUCUGUUGGUGUCACGUUCUGUAACAGCGUACAUAUUCCUGCACAUCUGGCGCCUUGAACAAGAAAAAAACAAACAAAAACAAAGGCCAUCACAGGCUUAUCUAACACAUAGAGUGGUGGUGGAUGGAUUUUGCACAAAAUGUUACCACAGGACUUUUAUAACAAAGAAUUAGAACGACAAAUGAUGGCAUUAAUAGGGGUUUUUGUCAGACUUUGUGUUUUAAUGAUUAACCACAUGUGAUCAUAGAGUACAGCUGCUAAAAGACAAAGAAGCUCCAUCGCUGCAGAAGCAGCUCUACUUCAUGUACAGCAGGAUAGUCUCAGCCUGGUGGCAGGAAUUUGACGGGAAAGUGACGAUCCCCCUUUACUGAACUGUGUUUUAGCUGUCGAUUGUGUUGGGUAAACGCACGGCUCCGCAGUGAGUAGAUGUAAAACACCUGAGCAUCAGUUUGUGGGAUUCCAAUCAGAUAAAUCAGUGCGUUUCAAACGUAAAAUGCGGCGUUCCGAAUGAACGAGAGAGGCUGAUUUCUUGAUGGAGGCGGAGAGGGGAAAAAAAAAGGUGCCUCUGUGUGUGAAGGUCGCUGCAAGGCCAACGUCAGCUCCAAACCUAGUGCUUUGGUUCACCGCAUCUCAGCGUACAAACACAUGUUUCACAUGUAAAAUCUGUUUCAGUUCAGACCAAACCAAAACAGAACCCAGAAAAAAAAACUGAAAAAAAAAAAAAACAGUCUUGUCAUCCAGUUUGAUAGUUGAAUUGUUCGGUGUUGUUUGUUCGCUUUAUGGUUUGGUGAAGAUUUGAUGAAAAUCUUCACUUUGUGGUAUUUUUUGUCUUCAAGAUGCAGUACCCCAGUUUUUAUUAUUUUUUUCAGUCUGUUUUGUUUGUUGUUUGUUUUUUUUUCCAUUUACUUUUUGUCUGUGCUUUUAAUACCACUGUGAAUUCUCAGAAAUUUGGUGUAUUUUUUAUUUUUUGUUAUUUUUAUUUAUUACUUUUUUUCAUGCUGGCACUACAAAAGAACUGCUGAGGGACAAAAAGAGAAAGAAUAAAAGACCUUUUCAGCAUAAGUAAGCAAUUUAAUUGGAUGAACACAUUGCAGURACAGAGUUUUCAGUUGAUGAAACAAUAUAAUGACCUUUUAAAAAAAUAAAAUAAAAAAUAAUCUAAACCCACAGCCUUCACAAAAGGUUUAGGCAGAUGAGAAGAAUGAAUGGCAUUAACGUAUGAAAUACUGAAUUGUACCUUAAACUUGUUAUUUUAUUGUAAAUUAUUUACCUCUGUAAUUAAUAGAUUAUUAGUAUAUUUGGAAAUGAAUGAAUGAAUGUAUUAGUGGGGGGUUUGAGGAAUCAAUUUAACGCUCUUUGGUGCUGUUGUUGUGAAAUAUCUUGAAAUUUGUGAAAUGUGUGGUUAAAAAAUGUGCAUAUAUAUUAUGUAUAUGGCUACAGACAAAGACAACUGUGUUUUUUUAUUUCAUACGUGUUGCUAAUGAAGUUAUGAUAAAAUUUAUGACUGUUAUACCUCUUUAUAAA